GGCGGCGGCUCCGCCCCGCCAGGCCGGAACUGAGACGGAAGAAGCCUCCGCCGCACAGCAGCCGCCCGCCUCCUGCCGGAGCCCGACAUGGCGCUCUGAGCCCAGCCCCGGCCGUGCCCAGAGCCGCCACCCCACGGGGAGCCCCGAGCAGCCGCCCCCGCGCCGGGACCAGGACCGGGGAGGGGGGGCAUGGGCAGGGCCGCUGCUGGGAACCCGGCGGGCAUGGCAGAACGGCGCUAGGGACCCCCUUCCCGCCUGCGUCGCGCAGCUCGGCCCCAGCCCCGCGGCCGCGAGGCCCCGCCGCCGCCCAGGAGUAGGGAGGCCGAGAGAGGGGAGCAGCGGGCGGCGCCCGGCCGCCGCAGCCCGCCAUGGCCCACUCGCCCGUGGCGGUGCAAGUGCCCGGCAUGCAGAACCAUAGAGCAGACCCAGAAGAACUAUUUACAAAACUGGAACGCAUUGGGAAAGGCUCCUUUGGUGAAGUCUUUAAAGGAAUUGAUAAUCGGACACAACAAGUGGUUGCUAUAAAAAUCAUAGAUCUUGAGGAAGCAGAAGAUGAAAUAGAAGAUAUACAGCAAGAGAUAACUGUUUUAAGCCAGUGUGAUAGUCCUUAUGUAACAAAAUACUAUGGAUCAUAUUUAAAGGGCACAAAACUAUGGAUAAUAAUGGAAUACUUGGGUGGAGGGUCAGCUUUGGAUCUUCUGCGUGCUGGCCCAUUUGAUGAGUUCCAGAUUGCUACCAUGCUAAAGGAAAUCUUGAAAGGUCUUGACUACCUACACUCAGAGAAGAAAAUUCACAGGGAUAUAAAAGCUGCCAAUGUCUUGUUAUCAGAGCAAGGUGAUGUUAAGCUCGCUGAUUUUGGAGUUGCUGGGCAGCUGACAGACACGCAAAUUAAGAGGAAUACCUUUGUUGGAACUCCAUUUUGGAUGGCUCCUGAAGUUAUUCAGCAGUCAGCAUACGAUUCAAAAGCUGACAUCUGGUCAUUGGGAAUCACUGCUAUUGAACUAGCCAAAGGGGAGCCUCCCAACUCUGAUAUGCAUCCGAUGAGAGUCCUGUUCCUCAUUCCAAAAAACAAUCCUCCGACUUUAUUAGGAGAAUUCAGUAAACCUUUUAAAGAGUUCAUCGAUGCAUGUCUGAAUAAGGACCCAACAUUUCGCCCUACUGCAAAAGAACUUCUGAAGCACAAAUUCAUUAUGAAAAAUGCCAAGAAGACUUCCUAUCUGACAGAACUGAUUGAUAGGUUUAAGAGAUGGAAAGCAGAGGGACAUAGUAGUGAUGAAAGUGAUUCCGAUGGUUCCGAUUCGGAGUCCAGUAACAAAGAAAAUAACUCUCAUCCUGAGUGGAGCUUUACUACAGUUCGAAAGAAGCCAGAUGCAAAGAAGCUGCAGAAUGGGACAGAUCAGGAUCUUGUUAAAACCCUGAGUUGUUUAACUAUGAUAAUCACGCCUGUGUUUGCUGAGCUCAAACAGCAGGACACAAAUAAUGCUAGCAGAAAGAAAGCAAUUGAGGAACUUGAGAAAAGCAUCAAUAUGGCAGAAGCAACAUGUCCAGGGAUCACAGAUAAGAUGGUGAAGAAACUUAUGGAGAAAUUUCAGAAAUUUUCUGUUAAUGACUCAUCCUAAGAAACUUCACGUAAUUGACUGCUGUUUCGUAUGGACCCAGUGAAACCCACCAAAACUACUUCAAGCUUGGCAGUGCUUAGCUCAUGAGCUCCUUGUGCCUUUUGGAUCUUUGCAACAUAUCGAUGGUGAUUGAGGAUUUGAAAGAACCUACUCGACUAUUUUGUGGCAGUGCACAUGGUUUUAUAUUUUCAGGAAAUUAUUUUGUAAAGAACAACUUUUAAUAUUGUAGUUUCACCCGUUUAAUCUGAUAAAUGUUGAGGUGCAGUUUUGCUUUUAGAAAUAACCAUUACUUUAGUUACUAUAAAGUGCAAGUACAGUAUGUUUUGAUGCUAUUUUGUUCCUGUACAUGGGGAUGUACAGGUCUUUUGUAUUCAUGAGUUAAACUUUUGUAAAUCACUAACAAGCUUCAGAGAAAAUAGCUUUUUCACAAGCGUAUUCGAAACACGUAAUGUAGUGGCAAGGGUAUUGCUGUAGCACCUGCUUCAACCAGCAUAUAGUUAUCGUGCCCUGAAAAAUAAACCUGCAACAGUAUCUAUUAUAAUUCUAAAUUGGUACAGUAUUUUAGGCAGCUCUAUGAUUAAAUAUAUUUGAGAGCAAUAUGUCAAUAGUUUGCAGGUGAUAUGUAGCAACAGGUGUAUCCUGAUGUACAGUAUAUGUAUUACCUUUUAGAACAGGUUCUGAAGUAGUAAUUCAAUCUUAUAUCAUCAUGGUAGGAAGAUUUAAAGCAAUACAGUUGAGGGAGUGGGGCUUUUGGCAAUAAUGGACAAAACCUGAAGUCCAGUUUAACUUAAUUUAAUUUUUUUUCCUCUGAGUAUACAUGCCUGGGUGGAAGGGAGCCAGAGAAGCCGAGCGUCACAUGAUACAUACCUCACAAGCAGGUAUAAGCGUAACACCAGCGUUCUGUGUGGUGGUGUUGUUUCUCCUGUAAGAUAUUUAUACACGUUUUUGUUCUUAAGUACAUUAAAUACAGUACAUCAACAUAAUUUGUUUAUAAUUUUCUGAAAGUGUAUUUUAAAUAUGUAUUUACCAGUUAAUAUGCAAAUAACUGAGUUAUAGAUAUUCUUUCACAAAAAGGUAGUACUGUGCAGUACAGAGUGAUUUUUUCUUUUUUUUUUUUCAUAAAAAGUAGGUAAGACUAUAAAGUUGCUUUCAGUUAUAUAUUUAUGGUACUGCUAGAUGGGUAAUCUCUUCUGUUGGUUUUGUUUUUUUUUUUCCCUUUUUCAACCCAGUAUGUAUAUUAUGCUGAAGUUUUGAACUGGGAUUGUUUUUCAGUACUUAGCUGUGGAACUGUUGGUGUAAAUUUAUUUUUUAUAAAGGCUGGGUGUGUUUAUUUUAUGGUUCAGACCUGCACAUUUUGUUUUUGCACAAAAGUCAUUUUAAAGAAUCUGAAAUAUAUCUGCCAAAUAUUGAAAAAGUAAUGGUGUGCAAGUAAAUACUGCAUUUUUAGUCAAAUGUUGCCAUUACAUCGUUUUUAUAUAAAGGACACUUGCGAGAGAUGGUGGUUAGAUAUGCCAAGGACAAUUAUUUUCAAUGGUGCCUACACUGUAAAAAAAAAAAAAAAAAAAAAAAAAAAUUACUUUUAAUUCCUUGUUUUAAUUUUAAAAAAAAAGUUUCUGUUUAAAACUUUCAUCUGCUAUAUAACUGAAAUCUGAUUAGAAUUUAUAUCUGAGAAAAAAGUCUGGAAAUAGUUUUUGAAAACAAUAAUGUUAUGGAUUAAAUAAAUAUUUUUAUAAAUGUAAAAGCAGCAAAAGUUGUAAAUACAGUUGAUCUGAAGCUUUACAAAAUAACUGCAUCACAGAAACAAAUUUUAGUGCUCCUCUAGCUUCUGUAGUCGUUAGUCUUGUAAAUCUGUUUAUAGAUGAAGCUUAUUUCAAUGUUUUGGGGGGUUUUAAAUGGUUUAAAAAUAAAUAUUUAAGUUCUGUAAACUUUCCUGAGCUUGUUCUGUUGUGCGUUUCAUUAUGCAUUUUAGUCGAUGUGCGGGGGUGUGGAUAUACCUCUCACAAACUCGUGUUCUAGUUCAAGAAAGGUGUUCCUCGCACAGAGUUGUGUGGUUGCUUUGAAAAAGGCUUGGGUCCCCCCUGCUGUUCUUGUCCAGAGGACACCUGGCAGCUGCUACGCCGCAGGGAACUCUGGAGGCAGACAGAGCAGCCCCAGGGGCUGGUUUGGUUCCGUGCCUAAAGAGGAGUCUCCGGGAUCCGUGUGCUCAGAUGAACGUGCGGCCCAUGACAAUGUGGGGGAGAUGUCAGAAGACUCUGGCUUCGUUGUGAGCUCGGCGCUGUGGAGUGAAGGUACAAAAAGGCUGGUGCCACCCUUACCUUGUCUUUCACUUCAGCAGUCUUGACCCAAAUCUCUUUUAAAAAGAGUUCCACACAAAUUUCUCAGAAUUCAAAACAUGUUUUUGCUUCCACGUCACUUCCCUUAAAGUGUUCUUUGUAUGAGGAGAGCCAGGGGAGAGGUGAUGGGAGUUCCUCCUGAAUUUUGUAACUGGGCUCUCUACCCUGUUGUCACAGGGCCUUUGAUCUAUGCAACUCCAUGAGCAGCUCUGAGUAGGCAGGGUUAGUGAAUUAUUUGGGAGUUGUCCUUUUGUGAUAAGGCUGUAACAAGUCGCUGAACUAUGGUGCCUCUUCUUUUCCUGUGAAAUGGGUGGGAUGUGCCCCUACCUCGUAGCACAGUGUGGGGAAGAACUCAUCCGCGGGUGUAUAAUACAGCCUCCAUCUCUUCAAGUCCCUUUGAGAGGUUUUGUUUGGGUUUUUUUUGUACUGCAUAUGGCAUCUUAUGUCUCUGUGCAUCAUAAGACUGUGAAGAAUGGAUGUCUGUAUUACUGGUUUCCAGAGAACCGUUGUCUUUUUCCCCACCGUGCGUUAGUUAUUGAUGAACUGUGUAACUUAAUCAGCAGUAUUCUGUUGCCAGCCGAUAGCUAAUGGAAAGAUAUAUUAAAAUAUUCGUGCGGGAACCAUCUUCUUGCUUGUCUGGUUUGCUAGGCUUCCCACUGUAGGCUGGGAAGAAUUGCUAUUGCAGUAGUCUUAUCAAAGUAGUUUGAAUCGCAGAGCAGAGAAAUGUGCUUGUUCUUGGGAAGGUGAGUCCUUUAUCGAUGUAACCGUCCUUGAGACCCUCUGACCGCUCUCCUGCGCCUCUGUACAGUGAGCACGUGGUAUCGGAACCACCUGGUCUUGCCUUCCGUGGAAUGGCUGUAGCUGAGUAGGAAAGUAUGUAGGUGCUUAAUGUGUUUGCACAAAGUUUAGCAG
This is a messenger RNA of Chroicocephalus ridibundus (black-headed gull), 4864 nucleotides long. RefSeq names its product serine/threonine kinase 26 (gene STK26). Gene Ontology annotation, cellular component: cytoplasm. Gene Ontology annotation, molecular function: protein serine/threonine kinase activity; ATP binding. The record is from RefSeq and is a predicted model, not a curated record. Gene Ontology annotation, biological process: negative regulation of cell migration; protein phosphorylation. Bases 369 to 1619 code for a protein of 416 amino acids. The transcript is spliced from 12 exons. Lineage: Eukaryota; Metazoa; Chordata; Aves; Charadriiformes; Laridae.